AUGUCCACCAAGGCUAUCCUCGCUCUCGUCGCCGCCGCCACCACCUUGACGGCCCCAGCCCACGCCGCCUCGGGCAACGGCGUGACAACCCGGUACUGGGACUGCUGCAAGCCAUCAUGUGCGUGGAGCGGCAAGGCAGCCGUGUCGUCGCCCGCUCAAACCUGCGACCGCAACAACAACCCGCUGACCGACGCCGACGCCAAGUCUGGCUGUGACGGCGGCGUAGCCUACACCUGCAGCAACUACUCGCCCUGGGCCGUCAACGACGACCUCUCGUACGGAUUCGCGGCGACCGCUAUCUCGGGAGGUAGCGAAGCCUCAUGGUGCUGUGCCUGCUACCAACUAGAAUUCACCUCCGGUCCCGUGGCCGGCAAAAAGAUGAUCGUGCAAAGCACCAACACGGGCGGCGAUCUCGGCAGCAACCACUUCGACAUCCUGAUGCCGGGAGGCGGCGUGGGUCUCUUCGACGGGUGCAGCGCGCAGUUCGGACAGGCGCUCCCGGGCCAGCAGUACGGCGGCGUCGGCAGCCGCUCCGAGUGCGACUCGGCGAGCAUGCCCGAGAGCCUGCGGGCCGGCUGCAAGUGGCGCUUCGACUGGUUCCAGAACGCCGACAACCCUUCCGUCAGCUUCACGCAGGUCGCGUGUCCCGCUGAGCUCACUGCUAUCUCGGGCUGCAAGCGCAGCGAUGACGGCUCGUUCGGGGCGGCCUCGGUUUAA
Molecule: messenger RNA, 717 nt
Organism: Xylaria bambusicola
Lineage: Eukaryota; Fungi; Ascomycota; Sordariomycetes; Xylariales; Xylariaceae
Product: glycoside hydrolase family 45 protein
Exons: 2
Coding region: 1-717 (238 amino acids)
Biological process (GO): carbohydrate metabolic process
Molecular function (GO): cellulase activity
Source: RefSeq, a predicted model, not a curated record